CCGAAGCCGAGUCAUAAAUCAUUCAUGAGCGGGGGCCGGGCGAGCAGGGCUGGGAGGAAAGAGGGGGGCGGCAGCGGCGGCGAGGGCUGACCGGUAGCUGGACCGGGUGCACGGGAUGGUGCUUUGAUCGACUGACCGUCCCCCCACCCCCCCACAGCCGAGAAGUUUCUCUGCCACCCUUCACCGCGUGCCAACCCAGCCAGAAAGCCAAGGAUUCUGCAGACUCAGACCUCGCCACGCCUUCCCCAAGGCUUCCAGAACCUCUGAAGAGGGAGGCCCCCAGUUCUGCCUCAUGUUUGGGGCAUCUUGCUAGCUAUGGCCCUUCUCCUCCGCUUCCUGCUGCUGCUGGGGCUUUAUGGGGACACCAUGUCAGAGGGGCCGCCGCCAUCAUCCGCAUACAUUCCUGAUGGUUUGGAAUUUGAAUUUCCUCCAACGAGCUAUGAGACCAGAGAUUCUUAUGAAGCUGGACCUACUGGCAUCCUCUUUCAAAUUGUGCACAUCUUCCUCCACAUGGUGCAGCCGAAUGCCUUCCCUGAAGAUAUUUUAAGAAAAGUUGUACAGAAGGAGUUUGACCUGUCAACGGAUUAUGAGAAGAUUAUCUACUAUGAGAUCGGGAUUAUUAUCUGUGCUGUCCUGGGAUUGCUGUUCAUUAUUCUGAUGCCUCUGGUGGGGUUUGUCUUUAGUUUGUGUCGUUGCUGUAACAAGUGUGGUGGAGAAAUGCACCAGCGACAGAAGAAAAAUGGGGCCGCCCUCAAGAGCUACUUCACACUCUCCCUCUUGGUGAUUUGUAUAUUUAUAAGCUUUGGUAUCAUCUAUGGUUUUGUGGCGAACCAACACAUAAGGACUCACAUUGAAAAGACUCGGAAAUUGUCAGAAAGUAAUUUCAACGACUUGAGAACCCUCCUGAAUGCAACUCCAGGGCAAAUUGACUACGUACUGGACCAGUAUACCACCACGAAGGCAAGGGCAUUCUCAGAUCUGGACAAUAUUAAGUUGUUGCUGGGAGACGGAAUUUUCAAACAGCUCAAACCUAGAGUGGUCCCUGUGCUGGAUGACAUCGAGGCCAUGGCAGAAGAAAUCCAAGAGACCAGAGAAACCCUGGUCGAAGUGAACAGUAUCUUAACGGACAUGAGACAGUUAUCUGCAAAUCUUAGCAACAGCCUGAGUAACGUUAAAGGGAACCUGGAGCAAGCACUCACUGACCCCAUGUGCUCUGUGCAUCCGGUAAUGACCACUUGCAGCAACAUUAUGAACUCUCUAGGCCUUCUGGAUGGCAGCAUCGAUUUUGAUCAGCUCCCAUCUUUGGAUGAACAAAUUGGUAACCUUAAUGAUAUUCUUCAAACAAAUUUGUCCAGCCUAGUCCAAAAGGGCUAUAGAUCUUUCAAUGCUAUCCCUGGGAUAGUGCAAAAUGAAACCGUGAACGUCGUAUCAGAUGUCAAAAUGACGUUGGAUUCCAUUGGUUCUGAUAUCAAAAAUAUAAGCAAAAAUAUUCCUAUUCAGGAUAAGCUGUCAAAUUUCAUUCGUUACCUUAAUGACACUGAAAAUUACAUCCACCGCCAUUUACCCACUUUGGAAGAAUACGAUUCAUACAGGUGGCUGGGUUCCUUGGUUGUCUGCUGUUUACUGACCCUCAUAGUGAUUUUUUAUUUCCUGGGCUUGUUGUGUGGCACGUACGGCUACGACCAGAAUGCCACCCCAACCAGACGAGGCUGCGUCUCAAACACUGGAGGCAUCUUCCUCAUGGUCGGGGUUGGAUUCAGUUUCUUCUUUUGUUGGCUAUUGAUGACCAUCGUGGUUCUGACUUUUGUUGUUGGUGGAAAUGUGGAAAAACUGGUCUGUGAACCUUACCAAAACAAAAUGUUAUUCCAGGUUUUGGACACGCCAUAUUUACUAAAUGCCGAUUGGAAAUACUAUCUCUCUGGCAUGGUAUUUAACAAACCAGAUAUUCAUCUCACUUUUGAACAAGUUUACAGUGAUUGCAAAGAAAAUAAAGGCAUUUAUGCCACACUUAAGCUAGAGAACACCUACAAUAUCAGUGAACAUCUCAGCAUUAAAGAGCAUACCGGAAACAUAAAUAAUAAUUUUGAAAAUAUGAAUAUAAGAAUUGACAAUAUAGUUCUGCUGGAUGAGGCAGGAAGAAGAAACCUUAUGGAUUUCAGUUCUUCAGGAAUAGACAAAAUAGACUAUGGUGCCUUCAUGGCUGCGACUGGGAAAAAUCCCACAAAAGUGAAUCUUUUAUCAUUUGCAAAUGACCUAGAAGUAAAAGCCAACCAUUUGCCCCCAGGAAAUUUGAAACAGACCCUGAAAAAUAAUGCAGGAAUCUUAAGAAAUAUUCAUCGUGACGAAAUCAUUCCUUUGCAAAAAUUAAUGAGUGCUGUGCACCAAAAAUUGAAGGAGCUUCAACAGAAAAGCAGUGGAUUGGGGGUGAAAGUGGCCAAUAUCAUUCGCUUUUUGGAUUCUGCUCAGGACUUCAUCACAAACCGAAUCUCCACAAUUAUUGCUGAAGAAAGUAAGAAGUAUGGGAAUACGAUAAUCAGCUACUUUGAACAUUAUCUGCAGUGGGUCAAAAUCUCUAUCACUGAGCAAAUGGCAGCCUGCAAACCAGUGGCCAACGCUCUAGAUUCGGCUAUUGAUGUCUUUCUGUGCAGCUACAUUAUUGACCCCCUGAAUUUGUUUUGGUUUGGUAUAGGAAAAGCUACCGCAUUUUUACUUCCGGCUAUCAUUUUUGCCGUAAAGCUGGCUAAGUACUACCGUCGAAUGGAUUCUGAAGAUGUAUAUGACGAUGAUGUUGAAACUAUACCCAUGAAAAAAUAUGGAAAAUGCUAAUAUUGGUUCUCGUAGACAUCAAGCCUCCAGUGUGGAAAAUGCCAAUAUUGGUUCUCGUAGACAUUGAGGCACCCAGACAAAUUGAACAAAGUUUUUAAACAGCUCCAACUGCAUGAGUUCAUGACCUGCAGCAUCUAUUGGGAAAGAAACCUUCUGUUCAGGAGCUUACAGAGUUCAGUGAGGUCACACAGAGUAUGCACUGACCGGCCUAAGAGUGGAAAGCGCACACGCCUAUUUUUUAGAAGUUUUGCUCUAAUCAUCUGAGCCGUCUAUGAAAAUUUAAAUAUGUAAAACAUUCAUGAAUUCCCAGUUUAGCCUUUGGAGCAAGACAGGAAUUUGGGCACAUUUCGUCCAAUGGGAACUUCGACUCCUAGUUAGACAAAGUCCAGAAAAUAGCAAAUCUGUGUGUGAACAAUAA
Lagenorhynchus albirostris (white-beaked dolphin) is the source of this 3244-nucleotide messenger RNA. RefSeq names its product prominin 1 (gene PROM1). The coding region runs from base 316 to 2826 and encodes 836 amino acids. Gene Ontology annotation, cellular component: microvillus; prominosome; cell surface. The record is from RefSeq and is a predicted model, not a curated record. Lineage: Eukaryota; Metazoa; Chordata; Mammalia; Artiodactyla; Delphinidae. The transcript has 25 exons. Gene Ontology annotation, molecular function: cholesterol binding.